Molecule: messenger RNA, 2586 nt
Organism: Echinops telfairi (small Madagascar hedgehog)
Lineage: Eukaryota; Metazoa; Chordata; Mammalia; Afrosoricida; Tenrecidae
Product: cytochrome P450 2S1
Exons: 11
Coding region: 1-1563 (520 amino acids)
Biological process (GO): xenobiotic metabolic process
Cellular component (GO): cytoplasm; intracellular membrane-bounded organelle
Molecular function (GO): iron ion binding; oxidoreductase activity, acting on paired donors, with incorporation or reduction of molecular oxygen, reduced flavin or flavoprotein as one donor, and incorporation of one atom of oxygen; heme binding
Source: RefSeq, a predicted model, not a curated record
AUGUCUUCAGCCCCGCCGGGGCCGGCCCGGGUUCAAAUCCCAGCUCCACCCACCCUUCGCGUGGGACCUGCGGCCGACCCUCUCCGCAUCGCCCUCUUGGACGGGUGGACCGGCAAGGAAGAGGUGGCGAUAGCGGGCGGGCGUGAGGUCACCGCCGGGCUCGGGGUGCGGCCGCCCAGAGGCGCAGCCGAAGCUCCGCCUUCCAGGUUCCUCCUGCUCCGGCCCGGGGCUCUGUACCCCGGGCUCCUGCAGCUGAGUAAGAAGUAUGGCCCUGUGUUCACCGUGCACCUGGGGCCCUGGCGGCGCGUGGUGGUCCUGGUUGGGCACCAGACGGUGCGCGAGGCACUGGGAGACCAAGCCGAGGAGUUCAGCGGUCGAGGGACGUUGGCGACACUGGACCGGACCUUUGAUGGCCAUGGCGUUUUCUUCUCCAACGGGGAGCGGUGGAAGCAGCUGCGGAAAUUCACCAUGCUGGCCCUGCGCGACAUGGGCAUAGGGAAGCAAGAAGGCGAGGUGCUGAUCCGGGCCGAGGCCCAGUGUCUGGUGGAGGCCUUCCGGGAGAUGGAAGGACAGCCAUUUGACCCAUCUCUGCUGCUGGCCCAGGCCACCUCCAACGUCAUCUGCUCCCUGGUCUUCGGCGUCCGCUUCCCCUACACGGACAAGGAAUUCCAGGCCGUGGUCCGAGCUGCUAGUGGCAUGCUGCUGGAGAUAAGUUCCCCGUGGGGCCAGUGCCACGAGAUGUUCUCCUGGUUCCUGCAGCUGCUGCCGGGCUCCCAGGCCCAGCUCCUCAGCCACGUGGACACCCUGGCUGCCUUUACUGUCUGGCAGAUCCAGCAGCAUCGGGACAACCUGGACACCUCGGGGCCCGCUCGGGAUGUCGUCGAUGCCUUCCUGCUGAAGAUGGCCCAGCAGAAGCAGGACCCGAACACAGAGCUCACGGAGAAGAACUUCCUCAUGACGGUCCUUUACCUGCUGUUUACCGGGACGGUGUCCAUCAGCGCCACCAUCAGCUAUGGGCUCCUGCUCCUUCUAAAGCACCCUGAGGCCCAAGAGCGCGUGCGCGCGGAGCUGGCACGGGAGCUGGGCACUGGGCGGGCACCCAGCCUGGGGGACCGGGCCCGCCUCCCCUACACGGACGCUGUGCUGCACGAGGUGCAGCGGCUGCUGGCGCUGGUGCCCAUGGGCGUGCCCCGAACCCUCACGCAGACCACCCACUUCCGAGGGUAUACCCUGCCCCAGGGCACUGAGGUCUUCCCUCUCUUGGGCUCCGUCCUGCACGACCCCGAGGUCUUCGAGCAGCCUGAGGAGUUCAACCCAGGCCGCUUCCUGGACGCAGACGGACGCUUCAAGAAGCACGAGGCCUUCCUACCCUUCUCCUUAGGCAAGCGCGUCUGCCUCGGGGAGGCCCUGGUGAGGCCCGAGCUCUUUCUCUUCUUCACGGCCAUCCUGCAAGCCUUCUCCCUGGACAGCCCGUGCCCCCGCGACGCCCUCAGCCUGCAGCCCACCGUCAGUGGCUUUGCCAACAUCCCCCCUGCCUUCCAGCUGCUGGUCCAGUCCCGCUGACCCCACUGCCCUGGGGCGGGGACCAGAGGAAGGAGGAGAAAGCCCUGGAAGGAAGUGGACACCAGGGACUAAGGCCCCCCCAAUCAGGGCCUCCACAGUGACUGGGGGGUGGGGGCACCACUGGGCCUGAGGAACCCUGCCUCACACUGGGGAGACGAGAGGCCAGCCACACUCAGGCAACCGCCACUGUUUUGUUCAGACGCGCGCGGCACAUACCACGUGCCUGUCCCACGGCUCCCGCAGCCACAGAGACACGCCCCGGGCCACGCAGCAUUUUCGGAAUCACAGCUGUGUCCACAGCUCAGCAAGGACCAUGCCCACAACUGCCCUGGUGUAUCAAACCCGCUGGGGAUUGGGGGGCGGGGCCCACUGCCUCUGGGAGCCUGGAUCAUGUCACCGCAAAGAGACAGACCACCUCCGUCCCCAGCUCACUGCCCUUCAGGCACGUGUCUGAGCAGUAUUCCCACGGCCAUCUCUACUCAUACCCAUACCCGCAGCCUUGGCGCCACAUAGCAGGCACAGGGGUGCACACAGGACACUGCCACCAUGUCUCCUGGUAGGGAAUAAUACCCUCCCAUUUCACCCACCAGGCAGCACCAUCCCCAACCCCACACUCAAGGACACCCCUUUCCAAGCACCCCGCCCCCCCAUUCCCCCCUGCUUUCCUCAGCCCAUCCCCAAUAUGCAGAUGUUCACAGACCAAAGAAACUUCAAGGACACUAGGAACAAAGGGCUACUGCCCCCACUCCUGCUUCGGUAGCCACGUCCACAGCCUCCCCCUGCUGGCCACUCUGUCCCUCAUCCCACAGCCUGGUCACACACCCAAGGGACUCAGGACUUCGACUGAUUCAGUUAGGCCCCGGAGAGGGACUUUCCAGGCCAAGAAGGGGCCAAGAUCCCAACCGCCAGCCUGGGCAUGUCCUGGAAGAGGCUGGGUCUGGCCUCCCUCCCCUGGUGACUUCCAGGCCCCUGGUCAGCAAUAAAAGAUUGUUAUUCUUUCUGGCCCCCCUGGCAGGGCCUAAA